Molecule: messenger RNA, 774 nt
Organism: Glossina fuscipes
Lineage: Eukaryota; Metazoa; Arthropoda; Insecta; Diptera; Glossinidae
Product: trypsin
Exons: 2
Coding region: 1-774 (257 amino acids)
Biological process (GO): proteolysis
Molecular function (GO): serine-type endopeptidase activity
Source: RefSeq, a predicted model, not a curated record
AUGAUAUUACCGUUAAGCGCGAUUUUUCAUAUGACCAAUGCCAAGAUAGCAGUAUCUAACGACACAGCAGGUGCCGUGGCCACCGCCACAGUGCGUUUGCGGUUUGUGGUUUCGAUACAAGCGAAAAUACCGAAUGGUUUCAAGCAUUUAUGUGUUGGUAGCAUUAUAGCGGAGAAUGUUGUUCUAACGGCGGCCCAUUGUUUUAUAAAAGUGAAACCUAACGAGCAAAUAAGUGUGGUGGGCGGCCGGAAUUAUUUGAAAAUGGGCGAAACUACCCAUGGAAGACGUUAUAAAGUGAUGAAAGUGAUUAAACAUGAACAUUUUUACCCGCUAAUGGGUAACGAUGUAGCUUUGCUUAAAGUGAAACCUGCUUUCCGAUUGAAUAGUGACGAGUUUGCACAAAUUGAUAUCGAAGAUUGCUUAGACGUGCCGGACCAUGAGGAUGCGCUUUUCAUUGGUUGGGGUCAAGUGAAUGCGACAACGGAGAAAUUUUUGGAAUUAAUUCCGUUUCAUAUAAUAGCUACGACUGAGUGCCUACAGAAUAAUUUCAAGCGCAUCACUAAAAGUGAUUUUUGCGCUCGUGCUUUAAAAUUUCGCGGAGCUUGCGACGGCGAGUCCGGUGGGCCUUUAGUUGAUACAACUUUCUCUAGGCAAUGGGGUGUGCUAUCGUACGGCAAGCAAAUAUGUUCAACGGGAAGUAUUUAUGUUUUCACACGUAUACCGAGCGUUGCCGCUUGGAUUAGAAAAAAUUUGAAAAAACUCACGGCCUCUUAG